AUGUAGUACAAAAAACUUAUAUUUAAAAAUAACGUAAAAAAUUUUACAAUACAAAAGGUGACAGUAUUUUUUAUUUUAUCAAAUAAUCAAUAAAAAUGGUUGAAUCUAAAAAAUGUCAUAACUUUUAAAUAAUAAAAAAAAUUUAUUUAUUUAACACAUGAGUAUAAGAGAUAUCAAAAGGAGGUGGUGGUGCAGAACAGUCUUGAUUGUUAGACUCGAUCCACAUCAACCAAACAGUUUUGGUUAAAGAACGGGGGUUGGGCGAAGGAGUGAUAAAAUCCGGCAGGCGACACGGCGGCGCGUAUAGAUCCUAGGGAGACGCACGCGAUUACGCGAUGGAGGGUGGUAGCGAUUGCAUACUUGGAAAUAAGUAUUGGGUGCUCAGACAUGGUAAAAGCAUCCCCAAUGAAUUGGGCCUUAUUGUUUCCUCCAUGGAAAAUGGGAUCCUCGAGAAAUACGGAUUAGCUCCAGCGGGAAUCGAACAAGCUCGAUCUGCAGGGGACUCAUUCUGGGAGGAGUUGAAGCGUAACAAGAUUGAGCUUGAGAAGGUGCGAAUCUGCCACUCCCCCUUCUCAAGGACCAGCCAUACCGCGCAGGCAGUUGCUUCCCGUCUUCCAUCUUCCCCGCAGCUCAUGGUUAUAGAUGAUCUUCGCGAGCGCUACUUUGGUCCUUCUUAUGAGCUUAUGUCACAUGAGAAGUACCCCGAGAUUUGGGCAUUGGAUGAGGGGGAUCCCUUUGCUCGUCCAGAUAAUGGGGGCGGAGAAAGUGUUGCAGAUGUUGUUUCUAGACUUGCAAAUGCACUGACCACCAUCGAGUCCGCUUUUCAAGGUUGCGCGGUGUUGAUCGUGAGCCAUGGCGAUCCCCUCCAAAUUCUGCAGACAGUGCUGAAGCAUUCCAUCAAAGUAGAAGCAGCUGCAAAAGAAUCAUCAUAUGAUGACCGCAAUCACAACCUGGCUUCAAGGGUACACGCAGCAUUCACAGCAGCAGCCCCUUCUGUUCUCUCCCAUCACAGAAUGUUUUCUCUUCAAACCGGAGAAUUACGUGCAAUCCCAUGAUCGCUUUUCUGCUUCAACCCUACUAUUGUUACCCUAUUCUUUCAGUAAUACUCCAUUGUUGUUAUGACUCAUUACCUACCUGCCAAGGUUUAUUGUCAUCUAUUGUUACCCAUUUUUUUUUUUGAAAACGCAUUCUUGAUGGAUUUAGCAGGUAGACUAUUUGGAUCGCUUAGCAUUUGUUUCAUCUCGUUGUACAUAUCGCAUUGAACAAAAGAUGUGAUUCACUUGACUAUAGAUGGUUUUAAUAACAUGAUCCUAGCUUU
This is a messenger RNA of Cuscuta campestris, 1318 nucleotides long. Lineage: Eukaryota; Viridiplantae; Streptophyta; Magnoliopsida; Solanales; Convolvulaceae. The record is from the annotation of a GenBank genome assembly.